AUGCAAAACAGCGAUGUCUUACAAGUUUUACAAAUAAUCUGGCCCGAUAUCCCUGAAGAAGAUUUCCGGCAGGACGGCUACUCCAACUUCUUAUCAUUUGUCCGUCUGCAAAUGAACUUCGGCCCACCAUGGUCAAAAGCCUCGGGGGGUCAAAUAGCCAUGGCUGGGCAUAACAUUGUUUCCUUAAUACGUGACCUUGCUCAAACAAACGAUUUGCUAUCCUCCAAAGAUAGAGCCAUCGAUUGUGCCAGAAAGCUGGCCCCUUCUGAAUCGCCAUCAGUGGAGCCCGCUCUACUGUAUGCAUCUCUGGACCUCGCAUUACGCAUCAUCUUUUCGUUAGAUGUUCGAACAGCUCCACAAGAAAGCUACCGCUCGCCGACAGUUGCUCUUGCAUCAGUCAUAAAAUGGGAACAUGGGUCUAGUCUUGAAGAAUCUAUCAAAUCACACUUUUUCAGUCGACAGCCUUUCACGACAAGUACAAGUACCGGCAGGAUCGAUGCUACGUUAUCAAUACCAUAUCUGUGCAGUACCAAGAGUUUUCGGGUGUUAUGGACGUCUAAUCUUGCUGACCACUUGAUUAUCAACUGGAAGUCGCGGAUUAUCAUCGUUUAUGAACAUAAGAUUGCUCUUUGGAAUCAUCUUCAAACUCCCAAGCGAACAAUCAUUCCCCACACAAUACUUGAGGAAGCUAUAGACACUUUCAACCUUAUUUUCCCUUUGAAUGAUCCUCACAAAAUCAUUUCUGCGACAAAAUGGCAAAUCAUUCUACGGGUUGGGCUACUGCGGCAGACCGAGGAGCUCUUGUUUGGAUUUGGGGCAUUUCCAACAUUGGAAGCAUCGAGUUGCUGA
Ilyonectria robusta is the source of this 849-nucleotide messenger RNA. RefSeq lists its product as uncharacterized. The transcript has a single exon. Lineage: Eukaryota; Fungi; Ascomycota; Sordariomycetes; Hypocreales; Nectriaceae. The record is from RefSeq and is a predicted model, not a curated record. Bases 1 to 849 code for a protein of 282 amino acids.